Aspergillus steynii IBT 23096 is the source of this 1392-nucleotide messenger RNA. RefSeq lists its product as uncharacterized. The transcript has 2 exons. NCBI's taxonomy places the organism in Eukaryota, Fungi, Ascomycota, Eurotiomycetes, Eurotiales, Aspergillaceae. Gene Ontology annotation, cellular component: endoplasmic reticulum. The record is from RefSeq and is a predicted model, not a curated record. Bases 1 to 1392 code for a protein of 463 amino acids. Gene Ontology annotation, molecular function: oxidoreductase activity.
AUGCGAGAAUUCACGCUCGAAGAGGUUGGCGUCCAUCAGAGUAAGAGUGACCUGUGGGUUGCCAUCCAUGGAAAAGUCUACGACGUGACGAAUUACACGAAAGACCACCCCGGUGGUGUCGACGUCCUGGCCGACGUUGCCGGAAAAGAUGCGACUCAGGCGUACGAGGAUGUUGGACAUUCAGAAGAUGCGAACGAGAUCCUGGAAUCAUAUCUGGUUGGCGCGUUAAAAGAUGCUGCGGAAUACAAGGCCCCUGCAACGGUGAAAGUGAUCCAGGAUCAGCCCGAGCAACAGCCCCCCAAGAGGAGCUCAAACACUGUCCGCACCCUGAGCCUCACUGCUGGCUCGCUCCUCUCCCUCUUCAUUGCCUCUAAUUCAUUGGCGAGUCAUUUGAAUGUUCAGAGCUUCGCCAAGAACCUUUCUCGGAGGAUUCCCUUGUCAGCGAGUGGGCUUUCUGAAGCCCUCCCACACGGAGGAUUUGCCAAUGGAGUCGUCGCCACAGCCUGUGCCUGUGCUGCACUGGGGGGUGCGGUGGCAUUUCGACUGUCGAAGCUGACCGAGGUUGACUCGGGAUUCACCAAAUAUCCUCCUCAUAUCAAAAGAAGCACCGUCCACAAGACCGAUCCCCAUCUUAUCCGGGGCUUUCUCCAGCCAAAGGAAUACAGGACCCUGCCUCUUGUGGAAAAGAAUCUCCUGGCGCCCAAUGUUUAUCACUUCGUCUUCCAGCUCCCUCGCAAUACCGAUGUCAUCGGUCUUCCCAUUGGACAGCACGUGGCGAUCAAAGCAACAAUCGAUGGCCAAUCCGUGUCCCGAUCCUAUACUCCGACAUCCAACAAUCUUGAUCUCGGCAGAUUGGAACUUGUGAUUAAGUGUUAUCCAGAUGGCCUGCUCACCGGAAAGUAUCUCACCGACCUGAAACUAGGCGAUAAGGUUGCUUUUAGAGGCCCUAAGGGUGCCAUGCGCUACAAGAAGGGCCUUUGUAAGAGGAUUGGGAUGAUUGCUGGCGGCACUGGGAUAACGCCCAUGUACCAGCUGAUUCGCGCAAUUUGCGAAGACGACACGGAUACAACGGAGAUUCAUUUGAUCUACGCCAACCGUUCGGAGGAUGAUAUUCUGUUAAGGGAUCAGCUUGAAGCUUUUGCGUCGGCAUACCCGAUGACCCUUAAGAUUUGGUACAUGCUCGAUCAACCACCCCAGCAAUGGCCGUAUGGGAAGGGCUAUAUUACACCUUCUGUCAUGCGCGAAAAGCUUCCAGCACCGUCGCCAGACACUAAGGUCAUGCUCUGUGGCCCCCCUGGCAUGGUGAAUGCGUGCAAGAAAGGCUUGGCUGGGUUGGGGUUCGAAGCCCCUGGGCCUGCUUCCAAAAUGACCGAUCAGAUCUUUUGUUUCUAG